AUGGUGGACGUGGCAUCCGAUGUGAAAAGACAGCGUGACGAUGUUGUUCAAGAAACUUCAACAAAACAGGAAGAUCAAGUUAGGGCAACAGAAUGUUUGGGCCUGCUCCAGCGAAUGGGGAACAGAGAGCAUAGACGUAAACUACUGCAGUCUUGGUUGAUCACGUUGUCUUUCUUUUCUAUGGGUCUAACAAUUGGCCAGGUUGGCACCACUUUAAUUGACCUACAGCUGAUUACUGGAACAAACCUGGAGGGAGCCUCAGCUUUCAUAACUGCAUUAACGGCUGGGGAUAUGAUUGGCGCUUUCAUUUCUGGCGCUGUCUUUAACAAGGUGAAUACUCUACUGCUGAUGUUCAUAAGCUUAAUGGGCAUGGGUGUAACGACAAUUAUCUCCCCGUACAUGAGCAGCUAUCCUCUGAUGAUAUUCGUUCGAGUUCUAUGUGGAACCUGUGAAGGAAUCAUCGCAGCAACUGGGAACGCCUGUCAGAUGAAGAUGUGGAGAAAUCAGGCAAAGGUGAUGAUGCAGACAAUGCACUUUGCCGUUUCUCUUGGUGGAGUUAUAGUUCCCCUAUACACGGAACCCUUUCUGGCCAAACGAAUUAUGUACACUGAGUCAGGCACGAGCAAUGUGACAACUGGAAAUGCUUCUGGUGUAUCUCCAACUUCCAGAUUUUCAGACACCAACGUAUAUUACGCCUUUCUUAUUUCUGGUGUGAUUCUCCUUUUAACAAGUGUGCCACUGGUUGUAUUGUUCAUUAAACAACGUUCGCCUACAAUCCAAACGAAUUCCGAAAAAAAUACAAACGUUCAAAUUACUCACAGAAAACUCCCAUGCUUUCUUCACCUCUUCAUGCUAACAAAUAUAUGCUUAAUGUUCUUGUUUUAUUGCUGUGCCGAGCUGACGUUUUCUUCCUUUCUUAUGUCUUUUCUUGUCAACGAAUUUGAUUCCUUGACAACAUCAGAAAGUUUGUAUAUAACUACUGCCCUUUGGGCCUCAUUUGCCUUAUCCCGAUUCAUUAUGAUCUUUGUAUCAAAGGUAAUAUCGUCUCUGCAGUUAUUAUCACUAUGUGUACUAGUCAUGCUUGUAGCGUAUAUCGGGUUUUUUAUCAGCGUAGUACUGAAGUCCAUCACAGCUAUAGUCGUAUUCACAUCAAUGGCAGGGCUAGGUUUGUCAAGCAUUUUUCCUGCAGGAUAUUCCUGGGUUGAAACUGACUUGCUAAAAGUCACACCCCGGGUAUCUUCAAGUAUUAUGAUAACCGGGAGCGGUGGGCGAAUCAUUAUUCCUGUCAUUAUGGGUUUUCUUAUGGACCAAGUCAGCAACUGGUGGUUUUGUUACACAGUACUAGGUACAACCGUGCUGGUUUGUCUCAUUUUUAUUUUUCUGUACUUUUUGAAUAAACUGUUUCUAAACAAAGUAUAUGGUCCGAUAAUCUUGAUAGAAACGUUAGAUAUAGAUAAUGAGCAAGAUCAGUUAUUAAUAAAGCGCCAGAAAAAGGACCAAGUGAUUUUAUGA
Molecule: messenger RNA, 1512 nt
Organism: Candidula unifasciata
Lineage: Eukaryota; Metazoa; Mollusca; Gastropoda; Stylommatophora; Geomitridae
Source: the annotation of a GenBank genome assembly